Microsporum canis CBS 113480 is the source of this 534-nucleotide messenger RNA. RefSeq lists its product as uncharacterized. Gene Ontology annotation, cellular component: nucleus. The transcript has 3 exons. The record is from RefSeq and is a predicted model, not a curated record. NCBI's taxonomy places the organism in Eukaryota, Fungi, Ascomycota, Eurotiomycetes, Onygenales, Arthrodermataceae. Bases 1 to 534 code for a protein of 177 amino acids. Gene Ontology annotation, molecular function: DNA-binding transcription factor activity, RNA polymerase II-specific; sequence-specific DNA binding. Gene Ontology annotation, biological process: regulation of transcription by RNA polymerase II.
AUGGAUAUGGUGAUGACAGCUGAAGACGAAAACCCUGUACUUCGUUCUCAGAGAAGCCCGGCAAAGGGAAGCACCAGGUUCCAAUGUACGACAUGUCAGGAGACUUUCCAACGUGCAGAUCAUCUUCUGCGGCAUGGAAGCACCCGUGAAGGGAAAGGGAACUCUUUCCCUUGUUUUGAGUGCUAUAGUGCUUUUGAUGACAGGGACCGGUUAAGAAGCCAUGUUCGUACGGCGCAUCCGAUACCUCUUUCUUCGAAGGGGAAACCGCACAACUCAGCCAUUAUACAGACGAAAGGCUCUAAUUCAAGCAGCGGGGAGAGUCAUCCAGUUAGAGUAGCAAUAGAGCCACCAGCCAGCGGGCACCCACUUAUUGACUCCUCGGCGGUGGCCAAACAGCAAGGUGCUCUGGGCAUAGCAAAUUAUAGCAACCGGUACAAGCCAGGACAGAAAACCUCUGAUGAGUUUCAGCUCAGUCCACCAAAUACAGGGGAUGAGAACCAGAGGACGCCAUCCUGCCAGAGGGCUGUUAUCUGA